Messenger RNA from Durio zibethinus, 2483 nucleotides. RefSeq names its product putative WD repeat-containing protein C2A9.03. The record is from RefSeq and is a predicted model, not a curated record. NCBI's taxonomy places the organism in Eukaryota, Viridiplantae, Streptophyta, Magnoliopsida, Malvales, Malvaceae. Gene Ontology annotation, molecular function: protein binding.
UUAAAUAUAUACAUAUACAUAGCAAAUAAUAAAAGUAUACUAAUGUACUAUACUAUUACUAUUUACUAUUACCAGCAAAAUUAUUUUUCCCUCAACGAAUUUUUUGAGUAUAUAAAAUCCACCUUCUAUUCAUCAAAAAAAAAAAAAAAAAAAAACCCUCACCUUUUAUAAAUAAUCAUUUUCUAUAUAUAAUAUAUAUUUCUUAAAAACAUGCAAUUUAUUCUGAUGCUCGUAUUUUCAUCUCCAAACCAGAUCGGAGGACAACACCAGCUUCCCAUAAUCUCUUAUAUUUCUAAAGGUGUUGUUUUGUCUGGUGGAAUAUGUCCCAUUACCGAGAAGAUGAUGCUGAAUACAUGGAUGAGUAUGACUUAGAAGACAUGGAUGAUGACAUGGAUGAAGAGUUUUGUGGCAGAGAUAUGUCUGGCUCAGACUCUGAUGUUGAUGAAUAUGACGACUUGAAUAAUAAGAUAUCUGAUACUUCUGCUGCUCAAGCUAGAAGAGGAAAAGACAUCCAGGGAAUUCCUUGGGAUCGCCUUAGCAUCACUAGGGAAAAAUAUAGGCAAACAAGGCUAGAACAGUACAAGAACUACGAGAAUAUCCCUCUGUCUGGAGAAGGGUCAGGGAAGGAUUGCAAAGUUACCAAGAAGGGUGCCUCAUAUUAUGACUUCAGACUAAAUUCAAGAUCUGUGAAAUCAACAAUACUUCAUUUUCAGUUAAGGAACUUGGUAUGGGCUACAUCAAAACAUGAUGUUUACCUUUUGUCACAUUUUUCUGUCAUGCAUUGGUCUUCAUUGAUACAUGGGAAGCGUGAAAUUCUUAAUGUGUCUGGUCAUGUGGCACCAUCUGAGAAACAUCCUGGAAGUCUGAUGGAAGGUUUUACACAAACUCAAGUCAGUACCCUUGCAGUAAAAGAUAAGCUGCUAGUUGCUGGAGGAUUCCAGGGUGAACUGAUAUGCAAGCAUUUAGAUCGACCUGGAAUAAGCUUCUGCUCUAGGACAACUUAUGAUGACAAUGCCAUUACAAACGCUGUCGAGAUUUAUGUCACUCCAAGUGGUGCAGCUCACUUUACUGCCUCAAAUAAUGAUUGUGGAGUCAGAGAUUUUGAUAUGGAGAAAUAUCAACUUUCUAAGCAUUUUCAUUUUCUUUGGCCGGUCAAUCAUACUUCUUUGAGCCCUGAUGGGAAACUUCUAAUAAUAGUUGGAGACAACCCUGAUGUUAUGUUGGUGGACUCUGACACGGGGAAGACUGUUAUGCCUUUGCGUGGACACUUGGACUUCUCAUUUGCAUCAGCAUGGCAUCCUGACGGUGUCACUUUUGCCACCGGGAACCAAGACAAAACUUGCCGGAUUUGGGACGUUCGGAACUUGUCCAGGUCAAUUUCUGUUCUCAAGGGAAAUCUUGGAGCAAUACGGUCUAUACGCUAUACAUCUGAUGGUAAUUACAUGGCAAUGGCUGAGCCUGCUGACUUUGUGCAUGUGUAUGAUGUGAAAAGUGGGUAUGAGAAUGAGCAAGAAAUCGAUUUCUUUGGUGAGAUAUCUGGCCUAUCCUUUAGUCCGGACACAGAGUCUCUCUUUAUUGGUGUAUGGGAUCGUACAUAUGGUAGCCUUCUUGAGUAUGGCCGUCGGAGGAACUACUCAUACCUUGAUUCCCUAAUGUGAGUUGAUUGUGCAGUACGCAAAAUAAAAAUGUUGGUGUGGUUGAUGGUAUUUGAGGAAAUUUGUAACAUUCCAAGCUGUAGAAGAGGGUUGUAGGUGUAAAUGUAAACUGUAUUUCGUAAUUUUAGGUUAUUUAUGUUCAAUUAGAUUUUAGUUCAUUGCCACUUGUGGGGGUCAAUCAUCGUAAGAUGUUAAUGGUAGGGGGAUGUACAGAAGGCUAGACAGAGCUGUUCAUGUGAACAAGAAGAAUGAAGGCGGGGGGGUUCUUUUUAUUUUCUUUAAUGAAUCUGCCAUUCAAAUGACUAUGAUCCUGUUGUGCAGGAUAAUUUGAGUUUGCAUUUUCGUGGUAUUUGGCCGAAAUGAGUUUUUAACUUUGUAUAUAAUCAAACUAAGCUCAGCCAUAUUUAAGGCAUUUCUAAAUGAGCUGAACAAAAACGUUCACACUCUAUAAGAACUUAGCUAAUUGUAAACCAACCAAAGUUUGAUUAGAGCCAAGCUGGACUUCUGAUAAAAGAAAAAAAAAAAAGGCACGAUUAGAUGGGCUGGAUUUAGUAAAUCAACCAAGUUGUAAUAAAGCGAGGAGAUGCAGGCCAGGGUGCUUGACAAUUCGUUUACUAAAAUUGUGGUGUUAAAAACAGUUUCAAUUUCGGCCGUGAAUCGAACACCUAACCCUCUGAUUUGGCCACCCCUUGUCUGUAACUGUAAAUAACUAAAUAUUCCCCAAGCUAAAUUUCUCAAACAGUCCAACGACUUUUCAGCUUUUCUCAUUUGGACCCAAAAAUCUCUAUCCAAAAGAAACCAAUGAAACAAAGCCAAGUCGACAUCCAA